GCCAUAUUUACUAUCGUCGUUAUCCAGGGAGUAAUUAGGAUUCGACUGGAAAACGAGGCCUGUUUGAAGUCACUAACGCCCUUCCCUUCGUUCCUAUCUCUUUCUCUGCCAUUAUCAAAUCAAUCGUGAAGCUUGGACCCAAUUAAGCAAACCCACAUCCAGAUCAGGCUCCAACGAAACCCCAAAUCGAAAACACCAACCAUGUCCGGCGCAGUAGUCGUGGGCGUUACCACCUCAUGGGCCAGCGCCCUCGUCAGGAUCUCUCCCUACACUUACGCCGCCCUAGGUAUCGCCAUCGCUAUUGGUGUCUCAGUCCUUGGCGCUGCUUGGGGGAUUUACAUUACUGGAAGUAGCUUGAUCGGCGCAGCAAUAAAAGCUCCCCGAAUCACGUCCAAGAACCUGAUUAGCGUUAUUUUCUGCGAAGCUGUUGCUAUUUAUGGUGUCAUUGUUGCAAUCAUCCUACAAACUAAAUUGGAGAGUGUUCCAGCAACACAAUUAUAUGCACCCGAGUCUCUUAGAGCAGGAUAUGCAAUCUUUGCCUCUGGAAUUAUUGUUGGUUUUGCAAAUCUUGUCUGCGGAUUGUGCGUAGGAAUAAUUGGAAGCAGUUGUGCUUUAUCUGAUGCCCAAAACUCCUCACUUUUUGUUAAGAUUCUUGUGAUUGAGAUUUUCGGAAGUGCACUUGGGCUGUUUGGAGUGAUUGUGGGAAUAAUCAUGUCAGCUCAAGCAACAUGGCCUGUGAAAGCAUAAAUCACCGUUUUCAGUACAUUUGUUUUGGUAUUCAUUGAGUAAAAUACAUGUUAUGCAAACCCUUUUGAAUUCUGUAUUUUGUUCUAUAUUAUAAGUAGGUGUUUUAAGUCCUACUCCUAGAAUAGAAGUGCUGCCUUCAAUUCAUGUUGUAAUUUUCCGAAUAAAUGGAAUUUCUUGACAAUGGGAGCAUUGUCUUUCGUUGGAGUGAUUAAUUUUGCAACAAAUGUGUUUCACUAUGCUAUAUUACUGAAGCAUAUUUUGAUUGUAUGAA
Humulus lupulus (European hop) is the source of this 1018-nucleotide messenger RNA. Its product is annotated as V-type proton ATPase subunit c''1. Gene Ontology annotation, molecular function: proton-transporting ATPase activity, rotational mechanism. The transcript is spliced from 4 exons. Gene Ontology annotation, biological process: proton transmembrane transport. NCBI's taxonomy places the organism in Eukaryota, Viridiplantae, Streptophyta, Magnoliopsida, Rosales, Cannabaceae. Bases 202 to 747 code for a protein of 181 amino acids. The record is from RefSeq and is a predicted model, not a curated record. Gene Ontology annotation, cellular component: proton-transporting V-type ATPase, V0 domain.